Messenger RNA from Symbiodinium necroappetens, 639 nucleotides. The record is from the annotation of a GenBank genome assembly. Lineage: Eukaryota; Dinophyceae; Suessiales; Symbiodiniaceae.
AUGCUGUGCUUGUUCAGGAAAGUCUUUUCUCUCGGAUGUGGGCGACGACGACCCUCCAAGACGUACCGUGUGACACUGAAGAAGCAGGCCCUGGAGGAACAUUUCGGGAUCGUGAUCACAUACAACAAGCGUGGUGAAGGCUUGCUGAUCAAAGAGGUGGGCCAGGAGUCCGCAGUCUCGCAGUGGAUGCGGGAGCAUCCCGAUCGUCCUAUCCGUAUUGGCUGCGCCAUCCUCGCCAUCAAUGGGGAAGAUCAGAUAGAGCCCAUGCUGAAGCAGCUGGAAAUGUCCUGCCAACUGGAUUUGCUGAUCACCGCAGAGCUGACUGCCAGCCAGCAGCAGAUGCUACAUGGGUCACUUCAGAAGACAGUACCCUCCUUCGUGGUUCAGUCGCUUUCUCGUGUGGCAGCGAACGAAAGCGCCGAGAGGGACGUCUGUGCUAUCUGCUGCGAAGAGUUGGAGCCUGGAUCUCCGAGCUCCUGGCCGAUGCAACUGCCUUGUGGGCACCUCUUCCACGCUCCCUGUGUGAAGACCUGGCUGGUGACAAGGAGCCGUCGUUGCCCGAUGUGCAACCAGGCGGUGGAGCUGAAGGCGCCGCUACCCCGCGAGGUGUUACCAAACGCAUCUCUGUCGUUCCACUGA